GUUUCUGCUGGCUCGACUCGCAGAUACCCUCCUCUCGCCGAAUUCAAGUCGCCAGAACUGAGUAAUCUGUGAACGCCACGCCGUAAUCAUGCGCCAGUUCGUUCUCGCGUCCGCUCUGGCGGCUGUGAGCACAGUCUACGCGGGCCCGACCGCCACCGAAAAAGAGCUCCCCAGGCGGGCGGACGCCCUGCCUACGGUGACAGCGUCCGGCAAUGCUUUCUGGGCUGGUGACACGCGAUUCUAUGUUCGCGGCAUCGAUUAUCAGCCCGGUGGCUCCUCCGCCAACCUCGACCCCCUUGCCGACGCUGAUUUGUGUAGACGAGAUAUCCAAAGAUUCCAAGAGUUGGGUGUGAACACCGUACGCGUCUACUCGGUAGACAACUCGGUCAGCCACACCGACUGUAUGCAGGCCCUGAACGAUGCCGGCAUCUACCUCGUUCUCGACGUCAACAAUCCUGCCUACUCCAUCAACCGGGACGACCCAGCCCGGUCGUACAACGACGUCUACCUCCAGAGCGUCUUUGCCACCAUUGACGAGUUCGCCAAGUACGACAACACUCUCGCUUUCUUCUCCGGCAACGAAGUCAUCAAUGACAAACCCGAAUCGGUGAAGUCCGCUCCCUAUGUCAAGGCCACCACUCGCGACAUGAGACAGUAUAUCAACUCCCGCGGUUACCGCAGAAUCCCUGUGGGGUAUUCUGCUGCCGAUGUUAGCCAAAAUCGCAUGCAGACAGCCCAAUAUUUCAACUGCGGUUCCGACGAGGAGCGUAGCGACUUCUUUGCCUUUAAUGACUAUUCCUGGUGUGCGCCCUCAUCGUUCGAAACAUCGGGCUGGAACGAGAAGGUGAGAAACUUCACUGGAUACGGCCUGCCCAUCUUCUUGUCGGAAUGGGGUUGCAUCACCAACGGCCGCGACUUCGAGGAGUUGGGUGCGUUGAUGAGCGACCAGAUGUCGUCGGUAUACUCUGGCGGCCUCAUGUACGAGUACAGUAGAGAAGGCAACGGAUACGGCAUUGUCGAGCUCUCGGGUAACUCAGAUUCUGUGAGAGAAGAGCCAGAGUUCGAGAGGUUUGCGUCAGCUCUAUCUCAGUACCCUGCUCCCACCGGAGACGGCGGUUUCACUCGUACCACCUCCGCAGCUGAAUGCCCAACCGUCGACGGCGUUUGGGACAUUGAGGAGUGGGGCCCAAGUGCGCUCCCGGCCAUGCCAGAUGGCGCGCAGAAGUACAUGACUGACGGAGCCGGCACCGGCCCGGGCCUUAACGGAGACGGUUCCCAGCAGGCAUCUGGAACCUCGACGGGCACCGCCACACCAGCUCCCGCGUCCGGUGAGAAUGUUGGUGGCCGGCCAGCGCCACCAAUGGACAUGAGCGUGUUUGCUCUCACCGGCGUCGUGGCUCUCUUCACCUUCGCCGGUACGUUGUUGCUGUAGAGUAACUGUCAGUUCCUGCGUUAGUAUUUUGUUAGACCUAUGCAUGGGUAUAGAUGGGUGAGCAAAGAGGCAAAUAUCGGGGUUUUUCCUUGCUGUUGUAUCAUGGACGGCCAAUCUCGGCGCAUGCUAUCGUUAUUCCGGGCCAUAGUUUACGCGACCCUAACUAAAACUAUGAGGGAUCGACGGAUAAUUCACUCUAGUCAUUACGAGUAUACCUCCCGGCGACGAGGGUUUUGCAUAUAAAUUUUGGGUGGUUGGUAUAGAAACCUCCGGGACUGAGGGUUUGGUGAUCUGAAAAUGGAGUUUUAAUAUGGAAUGGAUUGCGCACUGUCGGCCCGGCAGGUGAGCGGGAAUACUCAACCGGAAAAACUCUAGCAGCGAUCACCCGCUCCCAAAAGGGACACAGUAGAAGCCGAACUUCCAGUCAUCUCACUCGAUUUCAACCGGCCAAUUCUCUCUACCGUGUAUUUAUUACACCGUCGCUUCAGCAUCACGGGUGAUGCGGUAGAUUCGCCUGUCAGGCGGAGAGCUAAAGCUAUCCGGA
Messenger RNA from Durotheca rogersii, 1976 nucleotides. Its product is annotated as glycoside hydrolase family 72 protein. The transcript is spliced from 5 exons. Gene Ontology annotation, biological process: fungal-type cell wall (1->3)-beta-D-glucan biosynthetic process. The record is from RefSeq and is a predicted model, not a curated record. Gene Ontology annotation, molecular function: 1,3-beta-glucanosyltransferase activity. Bases 89 to 1432 code for a protein of 447 amino acids. Gene Ontology annotation, cellular component: cytoplasm; fungal-type cell wall. Lineage: Eukaryota; Fungi; Ascomycota; Sordariomycetes; Xylariales; Xylariaceae.